CAACGAGAUGUCCUCGUUAAAGGACCAGGUAUAUCCUGGCGACGUGAUUGCUGCCAUAAAAACGAUCUUCGGCUCUGAAGCCAAUGUGGUCGACUUUGAGGUCUCCAAAGGUACGUCAUCGGUGCAGGGCUUCAUGUCCUGCAUCCUCAGGGUGCGUGCGACUUGCACAGUUGGAAACGAUUCAGAGACCAAGACCGCUCAAUUUAUUGUGAAGAGCAUGCCUACUUUGGAGGCGCAGAAGGCUGUGGUUCAGGACAUGCGGCUCUUUGACCAAGAGAUCGCAUUUUUCACGAAAUGCCUGCCCACCAUGAAGAAAAGGUGUCCAGACCUGAAGGUGGUAAACUGCCUCUUUGCCCACUCAGCCAGCACGAUCGUCAUGGAGGACCUGAGCCAGAACGGGUUUACAACCUUGAUGAAAAACUUUGAAGACACGAAGGAUCAGUUAUUGACAUUUGGCCAAGCACGAAUGGCAAUCCGAGAGCUCGCCAAGUUGCACGCCUCAUCACAAGGAACGGACUGGCUGAAGAUUAUGCCUGAGUUUUUCGAAAAAGACAUCCUUCUUGAAGUCGAUGAUGGAAAAUCAUGCAAGCAAAUGGUGUGUAACAGCAUCAGAGGAAGUGUGAUUCCAAUCUUGGAGCACAUCUACAGAGAUGAAACUAGCAAAAUCCAGAAAUACGUAGACUGGAUUAGGGAUUUCGAAGGAAACGUGUUCCCGUUCAUUUUAAAAGUGAACAAAGCAAAUCCAAGAUAUCAAAAUGCUUUGUGCCACGGUGACUUUGGGGUGCACAACUUUAUGGUGAGGUCGCAUCCUGAUUCUGGUGACGAAAUCAAGAUAAUCGACCUGCAAACCGUCCACUUCGCUCCUGUCCACUCUGAUCUUUUAUAUUUCUUUUAUCUGGGUUUGAAAGGAGAUUUUCGGGUGCAGCACGAAGAGGCCUUGUUGCGGACUUACGUUGAGCAAUUUAACGCUUCCUGCAAUCACACUCCUGACCCUAUUGAUUUAGAUCAGUUUAUCAUGGAUUACGAUGAAAAUAGGCUGUUUGGUAUCCUGAUGGCUAUAUCAAUGUGUCCAAUUCCGUUUGUUGGAGGAAUUUCUCCCCCAGAGGGAGCAGAACUAACCGAGGAAAAUUUUAACAACUUGCUGGGCAGUGAAGAACAACUGGAUCGAAAUAAAUUUAUAGCGCUGAAAACUUUGAAUGAGAAUCAUCAUUUCCAGUCGGAAAUGAAAUUUUUGAUUGAUGAGAUGAUUUCCGAGCUAGACAAAACUGUUUUUAAAAAAUAAAUUUAGAUUAUUUACAUAAUAAAAAAAUCACACUCAUUCCUUCCUCAUUUGUAAAGUUUAUAUAUGAUUAAUGC
Molecule: messenger RNA, 1356 nt
Organism: Cloeon dipterum
Lineage: Eukaryota; Metazoa; Arthropoda; Insecta; Ephemeroptera; Baetidae
Exons: 3
Coding region: 8-1282 (424 amino acids)
Source: RefSeq, a predicted model, not a curated record